AGCGCGGAUUUAUCUUUUCAUUUAUUUAAUAAUUGACGAGUUUAGGAGUUUUACAGUUUUAAAUCCGAUCUGGUCGCGUUCGGUCGAUUCGACCCUCGUUUUUCCGAGUUCUGUAUCAAAAGUGGCGUUUAGUUGGAAUCGAUUCGCCGAUUUGGAAUAUAUAACGCACUCCCACCUGAACCAUGGCUCAUCACCAUCACAACUUCGAGAUGAUCGAAGUGGAGGAUCACAGCCGGCGCCCAAAGAACAAGGCCCUGGCCUUCCUCAAACAGAAUAUUCUGACGAUAGCAACGAUGACUGGCGUCGUGCUCGGAGUAGUCCUCGGCAUGUCGCUCAGAAACGCCAAAGACAAAUGGACGGCGAGAGAAGUCAUGUAUAUCGGAUUUCCAGGUGAAAUCUUCCUGCGGAUGCUGAAAGGUCUGAUCAUACCGCUGAUCGUAUCGUCGUUGGUAUCUGCAGUAGCCAGUUUGGAUUUGUCUCUAUCGGGGAAAAUAGCCGCCCGGGCAAUCGCCUAUUAUUUAACCACCACUUUUGCUGCGGUGGUGCUAGGUAUGGUGACCGUGGUGACCAUUCGACCGGGAGUCGGCCACAAGGCAGCUAAUGUGACCAGCGUGGAUCAAAGGAAUGUCACUACAGUGGAUACUCUGCUUGAUUUAAUUAGAAAUAUGUUCCCGCCAAAUAUGGUCGAAGCCACAACUUUCCAGUAUCGAACGAAACUUAUUCCACCAAACGACCACGAAACAAAUCUCUAUAAAUUCAAGAUAGGAGAACCGGACAUAAUCCAAAGCACCAACGUCCUAGGUUUGGUCGUCAUAGCGGCCGCUCUGGGCAUUUCCAUCGCCCAAUUAGGCAAAGAAGCCAACGUCAUCGCAAACUUCUUCCACAACCUGAUGGCCGUCAGCAUGAAGAUCACCUCCUGGGUCAUAUUCCUCUCGCCGGUCGGCGUUCUCUUCCUAGUCUGUUCCAAAAUAAUGGAAAUGGACGACAUCCCCACCGUAGUGGGCCAAUUGGGAUGGUACUUCACCACGGUCUGUUGCGGUCUAUUCAUACAAGGCUUCGUCGUACUGCCUCUACUGUACCUCGCCUUAGCCAGAAAGAACCCCUUCAUUUUCAUAAAUAACAUGUCCCAGGCCAUCAUAACCGCCUUCGGAUGCGCUUCCAGUUCCGCUACCCUUCCGUUGACCAUCCGAUGCCUGGAAGAGAAGAACGGCGUCGAUUCGCGAGUGGCCCGAUUCUGCUUGCCCAUCGGAUCGGCCAUCAACAUGGACGGCACCGCCCUCUACGAAGCCGUGGCGGCCAUCUUCAUAGCCCAAGUGCGACACGUUCCGAUGGACUUCGGCACGCUGGUGGCCAUCAGCAUCACCGCCACGGCGGCCAGCAUCGGCGCCGCCGGCAUCCCCCAGGCCGGCUUGGUCACCAUGGUCAUGGUGCUCGACACACUCGGACUGCCCGCCGAAGACGUCAGCUUGAUUCUGACCGUCGAUUGGCUGCUGGAUCGGUUUAGGACGGCGAUUAACGUCAUGGGCGACGCCUUCGGCGCCAGCAUCGUCUACCACAGGAGCCUCAGGGAGCUGGGCAUCAUCGUACCGACGGAUUCGUCGGCCGACGAUCCGCCGGAGUACAUCGAUGGGGAACCGAUGUCGGGCAAAUCGCAUCUCACCGAACGCAAUCGGACUUCGAUACAGUAGAAAAAGAUUGCCGAGAAACGCUUCGAUCUGUACAUAAAGCUACGUCUGCUUUCCCACAAAUUAUUUUUAAAAAGACAGUGCAAUUCUCCGUACUACUAGGUAUAAACUAAAUCAUGCGUAUUGAAGAUUAAAUUAAUUAUAAGAACGAUACUUAAAUGCCUUAAUUGUACAAUUAAUAUUGACAAAAUAAACUCAAUAACAUUCACG
Molecule: messenger RNA, 1895 nt
Organism: Phyllotreta striolata
Lineage: Eukaryota; Metazoa; Arthropoda; Insecta; Coleoptera; Chrysomelidae
Source: the annotation of a GenBank genome assembly